This is a messenger RNA of Hemicordylus capensis (graceful crag lizard), 6680 nucleotides long. Its product is annotated as zinc finger protein OZF-like. Lineage: Eukaryota; Metazoa; Chordata; Lepidosauria; Squamata; Cordylidae. Bases 180 to 1595 code for a protein of 471 amino acids. The record is from RefSeq and is a predicted model, not a curated record. The transcript has 2 exons.
UGUGAGGGAAGAGCGAGAAUUUCCGUCCCCUGCAGCCGCUCCUUUGGAUCCGGAGGGCGGUGCAAGAGCUCAACAGCUGCGCUGCAGGAAACGUUGCACGUCCUUUGACACGCAGCACACUGACUCAUUGCUGCUUGCGGAGCCAUUUGGCUCAAGAGGAAGCUUGUGACAACUGGAAGAUGAAAACUGGGGGGGAACCCAGCAGAGGAUUGUUAGGAGGUGACAGAUGGAAAAAGAGAAACCAGAAGAGACUGAAACCUGGAGCAGAAGGGAAGAGCAGGAGUGGAUCACCUGCUUCUCAGCAUGAAAUCCAAGACGUAAUGAAUCAAGAAAGAGAGAAAAGCCUGUGCUCUUCUCAUAGGAAAGGCUUUAGUCCUGAGCCAAGCUUUGAACCUCAGUGGGAAAUGCACACAGAGAAGAAAAUAUGUGAGAGUUUCGGGUGUGGAAAUGACUUCAGCAGGGGUGGAGCUCUUACUCUGAAUCAUAGAACCUGCACUGAGGAGAAAAAACAUAUAUGCUCUGUGUGUGGAAAGAGCUUCAGUGAGCGUGGAGAUCUUACAUUACACCAAAGAAUCCACAAUAGAGAGAAACCACACAAAUGUCUGGAGUGUGGAAAGAGCUUCAGCAAUAAUAGAGAUCUUACUGUACACCAUAGAAGCCACACUGGGGAGAAACCAUAUGAAUGCUUAGAGUGUGGGAAGCGCUUCAGCAGUAGUGGACAACUUACUGUACACUAUAGAACCCACACUGGGGAGAAACCAUACGAAUGCUCGGAGUGUGGAAAGAAGUUCAGCCGGAGUGGAGAUCUUACAUUACAUCAUAGAAGCCACACUGGGGAGAAACCAUAUGAAUGUUUUGAGUGUGGAAAGAGGUUCCGUAGUAGUAAACAAUUUACUGUACACCAUAGAAGCCACACUGGGGAGAAACCACACGAAUGCUUCGUGUGUGGGAAGAGCUUCAGCAGAAAUAAACAACUUACUGUACACCAUAGAAGCCACACUGGGGAAAAACCAUAUGAAUGCAUGGAGUGUGGAAGGAAGUUCAGCCGGAGUGGAGAUCUUACAUUACACCAUAGAGGCCACACUGGGGAGAAACCAUAUGAAUGUUUUGAGUGUGGAAAGAGGUUCAGCCAGAGUGGAUAUCUUACAUUACACCAUAGAAGCCACACUGGGGAGAAACCAUAUGAAUGCAUGGAGUGUGGAAAGAGAUUCAGCCAGAGCGGACAUCUUGCAUUACACCAUAGAACCCACACUGGGGAGAAACCAUAUGAAUGCUUGGAGUGUGGAAAGAGGUUCAGCAGUAAUAGAGCUCUUACAGUACACCAUAGAACCCACACUGGGGAGAAACCAUAUGAAUGCUUGGAGUGUGGAAAGAGGUUCAGCCAGAGUGGACAUCUUACAUUACACCAUAAAAGCCACACUGGGGAGAAACCAUAUGAAUGCUUGGAGUGUGGGAAGAGGUUCAGCCGGAGUGCACAUCUUACUGUACACCAUAGAAGCCACACUGGAGAGAAACCGCACAGAUGUCAUGAAUGUGGGAAGAGCUUCAGCCAGAGUGGAAAUCUUAAACAACAUCAUAGAACCCACACUGUGUAGAAACCAUAUGAAUGCUUGGAGUGUGGAAAAAGGUUCAGCCAGAGUGGACAGCUUAAACAACAUCAUAGAAACCAAACUCAUUCCCUGAAAUUCCUAAUGAGAACAUUAGGAAACUACUUGGAGAGGAACUUGCAUCACUUUUGGGAAUUACGGCUGAUGAGAUGGAUGCCCAGAUUGAGACAGUCUUUCGUGUAAACUUGGAUUUUGCAACAAGAAAUAAAUUAAUUAAAGACUGCAUAGUACAUUUUUCCACCAAAUCAAUAGCAGAGCGAAUCAUUCAGGCUCACUUUACUACAACCUUAACAAUUCAAACUCAUCAGAUAAAGAUUUUGAAAGAGAUUCCAGCCAGAAUUUUAAGAAAACUUAAGGAUUACAAAUUUUUGGUUGAUGCAUUAAAUGCUAAAGGAAUACGUUUUAGAUGGGAAUUACCAGAGGGAAUCUCCUUCUUCUACAAGAGUAAGAGGAAUAGAUUCACUGAGCUCCUUAAAGCACAAGAAUUCUGGCGGAAAUACAAAAAAGACUUAUCUUCUGAACAUCCUGCUUCAUAAAUAUAUAACUUAAGUCACUCUAUAUGGAUUAUAAACGAUCUUACAGAUUUUUAUCUUGGAAUAUAAAUGGUCUGAAUUCAAAAAUUAAGAGAAACAGGGUUUUCCAUUUUCUUAAGAAACAAAAUUUGGAUAUAGUGUGUUUACAAGGGACUCAUAUUAGAAAACAUGAUCGAAAAUUUUUGGUAAAUAAAGCCUUGGGACAAGAAUUUGUUUCUUCAGAUAAGAAAAAAAAAAGAGGAGUAGUAUUUUAUGUCAAACAACAAUUUGAACCUAAAUUGAUCUUUAAAGAUGAAGAAGGUAGGGUAUUAGCAUUGGAAGUUUUAAUAUCUGGAGUUAAGACAGUGAUAAUUGGAAUCUAUGCCCCUAACGAAAGGAAAGUUGAAUUUUAUAACUAUUUGGAUCAAAAGAUGGCAGAUUUAUCAAAUGCUAAUUUGCUUUUAUUGGAAGAUUUUAAUGGAGUUGUCUCGACAGCUUUGAACAGAAAAUCUGAUUUAUCGGAAAAGAAUUUACAAGGUAAACUUCCUAAAGCAUUUUUUGAAUUAGUAGAUCAUAUGGAUCUUUAUGAUCUAUGGAGAAUUAAAAAUUCAAAUGCAAAAGCAUAUACCUACUUUUCGGAAAGAUAUCAGUCACAUUCCAGGAUAGAUAUGGUCUGGACAUCCCAAACCACUAUAACUCAUAUGAAAACAAUGGACAUUCUACCUAGGACAUUUUCAGAUCAUAAUCCGAUUUGUUUUGCAUGGAAGAAGUAAGGAGUGACUUCAUUUAGGUGGAGACUGAAUGAAUAUCUUUUGAAAAAACUAGAUGUGGUUGAGAAAGCCAAAAAGAAGUUAAAGGAUUAUUUUGAAUUGAAUUUAAAUCAAGGAUUGGAUAACAAAAUUGUUUGGGAUGCAAGCAAAGCGGUUAUGAGAGGUUUUUUCAUACAGCAAAAUGCAUAUUUUAAAAAACAAAGAGGAUUGAAAAGAGAGGUACUACUGAUGCAGAUUUCCAAAAAGGAAAGAGAAUUGAUAUGGACUAAAGAUAAGAAGAAGAUCUCUCAAGCUAUUAAGAUCUUACAACAACAACUCUCUAUGCUAAUAGCAAAUGAACUUGAGCAAAAUCUGAAGUAUAUCAAGCAAAGAUCAUUUGAAUUUGCAAAUAAACCAGGCAAGUUGCUAGCUUGGAAAAUUAGACUUGAGAGGAAGAAAAAUUUAUAUCUAAAAUAUUUACUAAAAAUGGGCUCUCUUAUAAUGGAAAGGAAAUAAGGAUGGAAUUUUUUAAAUAUUACUCAGAAUUAUAUAAAUGCAAAAUAGUAGAAGAUAAAAAAAUUAAGCAGUUUCUUAGAACUAAAAACAUUCCAAAACUUUCUCAUCAACAAAUAGAAAUUAUGAAUGCUCCAAUAACAGUUAUGGAAAUAAUAGAAGCAAUAAAUCAAGCUAAACCCAACAAGGCCCCUGGGCCAGACAGACUCUCAGCUUUGUAUUACAAGUUACUCAAAGAUCAAAUUUUACAACCUCUACAAUGGACUAUGAAUGACAUUUUACAAAAAGGGAUUAUGCCAGAUUCGUGGAAAUAUGCAAAUAUUACAAUAAUCCCAAAGCCAGAUCAAGACUUAACAUUAGUCAAAAAUUAUAGGCUAAUAUCACUUUUAAAUAAUGAUUAUAAACUCUUUGCUGCGGUUUUGGCAAGAAGACUGAAAGUGGUAUUACGAGACUUUAUUCAUGGGAUCAAGCUGGCUUUUUGCCAAAGAGACAACCGAGAGACAAUGUUAGAACAGUUUUGAAUGUAUUGGAGUAUUAUGAAAAACAUAAUGAUAAACAGAUGGCGAUGAUCUUUUUGGACGCAGAGAAAGCUUUUGACAAUAUUUCGUGGCAGUUCAUGUGGGGUUUAUUAGAGGAAAUAACUGCUGGUGAACAUUUCAUUAGAGCAAUUAAAACUAUCUACUCGGAACAAUAUGCCAAGAUUAUUGUAAAUGGAGAACUAUCAGACAAUUGUGUAAUACAAAAAGGGACUAGACAAGGUUGUCCACUUUCUCCAUUGCUUUUUAUAUUGGUUUUAUAAGUGCUUUGUAGAUCUAUUAGGGAAGAUGAUGAAUUACAUGGUCCCAAAAUCGGGAGACGAGAAUACAAAUUGAGAGCCUUUGCAGACGAUGUUGUGUUAUUUUUAGAGAUCCAAUGGAUAAGAUUGAAAGACUUUUGGACAAGAUGCAGCAAUUUGGCCAGUUGGCUGGAUUUUAUAUAAACAAAACUAAAACUAAGGUUCUGACUAAAAAUAUUGAUCAGAAAAUUAAAGACAGAUUUGGUGAAAUAAGUGAGUUAAAAAUGGAGAAGAAAGUGAAAUAUUUGGGAGUUUGGUUAACAAAUAAUAACUCUGUGCUGUUUUCAAAUAAUUAUGUUAAAACAUGCAACUCAAUGAAAAAAGAUUUGCAAAGAUGGUCUAAAAUGAAUUUAUCUUUGAUGGGAAGAAUUUCAGUGGUGAAGAUGAAUGUUUUGCUUAAAAUGUUAUUUCUUUUUCAGACUAUUCCUAUAAUUAAUAACUUGACUUGUUUUAGGCAAUGGCAGAAGGAUAUAACUAAAUUUGUUUGGCAGGGGGAAAGACCAAGAAUAAAUUUUAAGAAUCUAACAGAUGCAAAGGAAAGGGGUGGUCUUACCUUGCCAGAUUUAAGGUUGUAUUUUGAUGCUGUAUGUUUGACAUGGCUAAAGGAAUGGAUAACAUUGAGAAACCCUAGAGUCCUUGAUCUGGAGGGAUUUGAUAGAAGGUUUGGAUGGCAUGCUUAUCUAUGGUAUGAAAAAACUAAAGUACAUAAAGAUUUUUUGAAUCAUUAUGUAAGAAGGAGUUUAAUGAGGGUAUGGUUAAAAUAUAAAAAUUGGUUGGAACCAAAAACUCCGUUAUGGAUAUCCCCGAUUGAAGCUUUAUCACGUAAAGAAGCAAAUAUGCAGAUGUUUGGGGGUACGUAUAGAGAUCUGUUGUAUUUUCAUGGAAAGGAUUGUAAGUUAAAAUCUUUAACUGAAUUACAAAAUGUGGUCAGAGAUUGGUUUCAGUACUAUCAGUUAAAUGAGGUGUAUAAGAAAGACCUUAAAGUUGCAUUUGAAGAUCAGAUUUUGAAUUUUGAGAAGGAAUUAUGUCAAGAUGAUGAAAAAUUAAUUUCUAAAAUGUAUAAAUUAUUACUUUUGGAGGAGACUAGAGAGGAAUUGGUUAAAAAAACCAUGAUAAAAUGGGCUCAAGAUGUUGGACAUAAUAUAGAAAUGGCAGCGUGGGAGAAGCUAUGGAAAAGUGAUUUAAAAUUUACUGCUUGUUAUGCUUUGAAGGAAAAUUAUUACAAAAUGAUGUAUAGAUGGUAUUUAAUGCCUAAAAAACUGGCAUUAAUGUAUAAAAAUGUUUCAAACAAAUGUUGGAAGUGUGGGCAUACUGAAGGUACUUUUUUUCAUAUGUGGUGGACCUGUGGAAGGGUCAAGGCCUAUUGGGACAUGAUAUAUAAUGAAUUGAAGAAGAUACUUAAAGUGACAUUUCCUAAGAAGCCAGAAUCCUUCCUGCUAGGAAUAACACAAGGAGCAAUUUCUACAAAUAAUUUAACUUUUUUUAUGUAUGCUUCUACGGCGGCCAGAAUAUUAUAUGCACAGAAAUGGAAGACUAACGAACUGCCUUCAAAAGAAGAUUGGCUGAUAAAAACUUUAGAAUAUGCAGAAAUGGCAAAACUUACAACACUGAUCAGAGACCAAAGUUUAGAACGUUUCAAAGAAGAUUGGAAACCUUUUUUGGUUUAUUUAAAGAAUUAUUUUCCUGCUAUGGAUCUUACAGUAGGAUUUGAAAUUUGAAAUGCAGGUUGGGCAGAUUUAUGGUGGUGGAAGGUUUAAAUUUGUGUUUUUCUUUUUAAAUUAAUAUUACAAUAAGGGUAAAAUUUAUAGUUGGUAUCACGAAAGGAGGCACGUGGGAAGUCAACUUGUAAUUGUGUUUAUUAUGAUUGUUAUGGUUACUAUUAUUGUUAAAAGUUAAUAAAAAUUUGAAACAAAAACAAACAAAAAAAAGAAACCAAACUGGGGAGAAACCAUAUAAAUACUUUGAGAGUGCUAUGAGCUUCAGCUAGAGUGGAUAAAAAUCAAUGAUUUAAAAAUAAAUAAAAGAAAUUUGAUUUUAAAUUUAAACAAGAUUUUUUUAAAAAAAUUCUUUUUAGUGGAAAAAUCUAUCUCUAGAUAGUUUUCUAUAUUAUAUGUUAUAGUCCAAAGAUUAUUCAUCAUGAAAUAAGGAUUCAUUUUUAAUUAUGUAGCAUGAGUCUGUAUAUGUGCAAUGUUUACAUUUUUUGGUAAAUGAAUUCCUUAAUCCAUUCACAAUGUCAUGCUCUGUAGGAUUAUUUUGUGCAGUUUUUCUGUCUAGAAGAUAUCAACACAGAUCCUUGGUUUUGCAAUUCUCAAAACUGAUUUUGUGUCUGCAGAGAUAACAUGCCUCUUCUUCACAGCAAAAAUGUUAUAAAAUAAACAAAUACAGAGUUGAGAAAAAGACCUCAAUCCAAUUGUUCCUUUGCAAAUCUAUUUAAAUUGUUAUUAAAGUAACUGUGUAUACGGUA